Molecule: messenger RNA, 223 nt
Organism: Racocetra persica
Lineage: Eukaryota; Fungi; Glomeromycota; Glomeromycetes; Diversisporales; Gigasporaceae
Source: the annotation of a GenBank genome assembly
AUGCGAAAAAUAUGUGAUGGUGUCCGUCCAGAAUUUUCUAAAGAAGUACCUGAUCUUUACAUUUCCUUAGCAAAUGAAUGCAUGAAAGCAGACUCUCCUGGGCGCCCUUCUGCAAAUCAACUUCAUAAAUUAUUAAAUAAUUGGAUAAUCAAUGAAUUUUAUGCAAAUAUUUUUAACAGAGCUAAUGAAAAUUUAAACAAAUAUAAAUCUAAACAAAAUAUCA